GCAGCGUUCACGAGGGAAGCACCGGCAACGACAAUGAUGGCAGCAUCUGUGGCAGUGACUCCGCCUUCUACAGACAGAGUGAAGGACACAGCAUGGCAGACACGCUCACAGUCGCCCUGCGUGUCGCUGAGGAAGCCAUAGAGGAGGCCAUCGCUAAGGCAGAGGAGUUCAGUGACAGCUUGGAAAAGCAAAAUGAGGCUCGGUAUCUGCGGGACCACAAAGAGGAGCUCAUAGAGGAACUUGCCACAACCAUUGUACAAAAAAUCAUCCAGAGGAGAAAGCGCUCAGAGAUGCAGACAGAGUAUGACUUUGUCUGGCCUCAGACUCAGUCUCUCCUCCCAUCCGGUGAACUGCCGUCUCCGUCCCAGACUCAAGGCUCUUCUCAAGGAGCACAGGACACCCUGAGGCACUCCUACACCCUCUGGAGAUCCCGCUCAGCGUUCUCCCUCACCAGUGACGACUCCCCAGAGAAGGGCCCAGACGAGGAAGGCGCAGGGGUGGGACGCAGCCUCCAAGAGUACGCGUCUCUGAAGAGGGAGGGCAAGGCUACCUCCCUACCGACCUGGAGGAGUGUGGACCGCCUGGACAACUCCAGUGCAUCCUCAGUGCUCCACAGCCCAGACGGUAACUGGAUCGCUCUCCACAGUUCACAGUUGUCCCGGCCCAGCCUGCUGACCAAGAGGAAGAGUCUGGUGUUCAGCGUGCUGGAAAAAGAGUCCGGCGUCAUCUCGGCGUACGACGAGAUGGGAUCAGACUCCGAGGAGGGUGACGAAGGAUGCUGGGGCGUAGCACUGAGGCAGUUCAGACGCAAAUUAUCCGAUGAUACUUACUACACGGACUCGCAGCACGACCCGGAGUGGACGUACACGCAGCACCUUCCCAUCACCUCUCCGUCCUCAGGCCAGUUCACCAACACAGAGACCCUCAACUCAGACUCAGAGGCCUCAUCAGUGCUGUCCGCCUGUCCUCGCAAACCGCCUUCCAACCACCUGAGGAAGAAAGGACCGCCAGACACACACCUGCACCCUCAUCACCAGCUGCUCUACCACCAACACCUGCAGCAGAACUUUACUCCGUAUCCGCACCACUCAGAGGCUCUGGACGUGAACUUCAACCCAAAGGUGAUGGGAGACAGCAGCGAGGCCGAGGAGAGGCAGAACGACCUCAUCAGAAGAUCUCGGCGACGCAGGAAAAGCAAGAGAGAGUCGUCAUCAGAGAGGAGCCGGCCCGGAAGCCAGCCUCAUGCUCAGUCAGCGUACCCUCUAGUGCAGGAGAACGGUGGGUUUCUGCUCAACGCCCUCCUGAAGAGGGGCAUGAGUGAGGAUCAGUCGGCCCCUGACAGUAUGCCAAUGGCCACAGCUGCACCGGAAGCCUUCAAACUAGAUGCCAUGACACCCGAGCCAGAAGACUUUCACACAGUGGUCCAAAAUUCAGUCGCACUCAGCUCCCCACCACCCCAGCCUCUGGCCCCGGGGUCCCGGCACUCGCCCAGCAGCCCAGGGCCUGUAGACCCCCUAGAGGAGGAGCUCAGAUCCAGACUCAGCGAGCUGGUCAGCCGGGCCAACAGCAAAGACAGCAGCUCAUCCGAGGAGGAGUGCAUAAAGCGGCCCGCGGACAAACAGAUGGAAAAAGAGAGUGACAGACAGAGAGAGAAGACGAGGCCGAAGGACACAGACAGAGAGAGGCAGAGGGUUCUGGAAAGAUUAAGAGACAGGACCAGCUUUAAGGAGAGAGAGAAAGCGAGUGAAACAGUCCAAGUGAACGGACAGGAGAUGAGACGAGGUGAGAGACUAAUUAAGAGUUAUUCAGUGAGAGAAGAAGGAAGAGUAAAAGAGAGGAGGUUAGAGAAGAGGGUGGAAAGUUUGAAAGAGAGACUAGAGGAGCCGGGGCACAAGAGAGGAGAGAAAAGAGAGCUGAACAGACAGAGUAAGAGACUGUACAGGAGAGAUGUGGAGAAGGAGGCGGAGCCCAGAGUGGGAGCAAAGAGGAGUGGAUCCAGCGCAAGUUCACCUGCUAUUACACCUUCAUCCCAGGAGGGGGUGCUGUCAGACAACCAGGAGGGACAGAAUGACUCGGAGCAACAGCAGAGGCUUCAGUUGCUCUCCUCUCUCUUACAGCAGCAGAAGUACUCGGCGGCCUCUCUCUGCAGCAUCACUACCGAGGUGCUGAAGGUUUUGAAUGCCACAGAGGAGCUGAUAGGCGAGGCAGGAGGCGAGGGCGUCACUCCAUCUGAGUCCUCGUGUGUUUCUCCGGUCUCCAACAGCGCAGAGGCCCGCAGGCUGGACCAGAGGCUGACCAAGAUGGAGGAGAAUGUGUACUUGGCUGCUGGUGCAGUGUACGGGCUCGAGGGGGCGCUGGGGGACCUGGAGCAUUGUGCCCGCACCAUUAACAGCGGCACCACAGACACAGAGCUGGCCUUCCUGGAGGACCAGGUGGCCACUGCAGCUGCUCAGGUUCAGCACUCUGAACUACAGAUUUCAAACAUUGAGUCCAGGAUAUCCGCUCUGAAAACAGCUGGGUUGAAUGUGACUGCCUGCAAUCGCUUCUCCAAGUUCAAGCCAAAGGCUAAGCCUGAAACUCUGGACUCAUCACGCCAUCAGAGGAGGAAGCUUCCAGCCCCUCCAAUGAAAGAAAAAUCGGAGCCAGAGCCUCAGGUGAAAGCAUUUCGGCCAUAGUGGCAGUCAGCAGCACAACAAGUCCCUCAGGGCCACUCCAGAGCCCCAGGGACAUGGGGGCCCUCAUCCAGUGCCUUGACCCAGUGUCCGCCUCCAACUCCAGGCCAAGCAGGGGCCAACACCUGCCCUGUGUGACCCACCAAGCACUCAGCCCUCAGCUCUCAGCCCGGCAUGGUCCCACAUCAGUCAGAUGCCCCUGACCAUCCUCUUUUCCACUUUGACCGUCAUUCUCUCCUGCUCACAAUGCACACACCAACAAGCAAGGAUGACUCGACUGUCAGCGUCUCUGCCUUAAAAUCUGCAAUCACUCCUCAUGACCCGACGAAAAAAACCUGUACAGACAAAAAUAACUCUCAUCACCUUUUUCUAUCUGUUUGCAAGAGUAUUGUGAUUUACUGUACAAUGAAGACGUGGAUUAAUCAUGUGAAACUUUCUGUGAUUCAGUGUCCCAAAAAGAGGUCGAGCCGUGUUUUAUACUGCAUCUUCUCUCGCACCAAAUGAAAUGUCACGAGGAA
This is a messenger RNA of Notolabrus celidotus (New Zealand spotty), 3190 nucleotides long. RefSeq names its product myosin VIIA and Rab interacting protein (gene myrip). The coding region runs from base 93 to 2675 and encodes 860 amino acids. Gene Ontology annotation, molecular function: myosin binding; actin binding. The transcript has 14 exons. NCBI's taxonomy places the organism in Eukaryota, Metazoa, Chordata, Actinopteri, Labriformes, Labridae. Gene Ontology annotation, cellular component: cortical actin cytoskeleton. The record is from RefSeq and is a predicted model, not a curated record.